Heterobilharzia americana is the source of this 1462-nucleotide messenger RNA. Lineage: Eukaryota; Metazoa; Platyhelminthes; Trematoda; Strigeidida; Schistosomatidae. The record is from the annotation of a GenBank genome assembly.
AUUCUUUCAAUGUUGACACUUAUAAUAACACCCUGAUAUUUGAAAAUGCACCACUUUUCUAUGCAGCAGUUUUUUCACCUGAGUGCAACUUUUAUUAUCGUGGGCUCUGAAAAGCGCGGGAUGUAAAUGGAGUUGAUUUUUCAUGAAAAGCAAGAAGGCUCUUUAUGCGCUCAGCAUUGUCUAAAUGCACUUCUACAAGGUCCCUAUUUUACAGCUGUAGACCUAGCUAACAUCGCUAGCCAGUUAGACGAACAAGAAGUGUCAGAACUUGGCAACAAUCGUAGUUCGCUGCAGCGAUUUCAGAACAUGGAUGAAACGGGCUACUUCUCAGUACAGGUAGGUAUCUUGAGCACGGUAGUCUUCUUGCAUUCAUACGAGAGUCCUGCUUCUUAAUGAAGAUAAGUUCAGGUUAACGUGAACCUUUGGGUUUUUCGAGGAGAAUGUUUGGGCGCAGUUUGAAAAAUUUGGAGUUUUUGGGGAAGUUUUUUGACAAUUUCGGGCGCGACGAUGUAUUUUCGGUAGUAAUCUCGAAGUUUAAUUGCCGUAUUUUACCGAAAAAUUUCAAAGUUAUUAGCAAGGCCCUGCAAAUAUGGUCUCUCGAACUUGUACCAUUUUUGAGACAAUGUCCAGAAGCAGAAUACGCUCGCGAAAAUCCGGCUGAUCAAAACGCCUUUAUUUGUCAUUACCAACAUCACUGGUUUACAAUAAGAAAAAUUGGAAAACAGUGGUUCAAUCUAAACUCAAUUCUUCCGGCACCCAAACUGAUUUCUGCAACUUACUUGGCUAUUUAUUUAGCUCAGCUUAAAGAAGAAGGAAACUCAAUCUUUUUUGUCACCGGUACCUUACCUCAGUGUGAAGCUGAUCAAGUACUAUCUAUUUGUCCUGUUCCUGAAAAUGCUGUAAGCAGCUCCUCCGCAUCUAAUCGACGCAAUACAGGUCAAAAUGAUCUGGAGACAGAAGUCGACCUUGCCUUGGCUAUCAGUGAAGCAGAUGUUGAUGAUGAAGAUGAAACACUUAAACGGGUUUUACAAUCAUCUACGGAUGAUGACGUAGAAUUACAACAUGCCUUGCAAAUUUCAGCGGAAGAGUAUAAAGAUACGUCUGAUAUGGAGCUACGUGAAGCAAUUGCCUUAAGUUUGACUUCUGAUAAAUCUAACUCAGGAGACCAGCAUGCUGCUCAAGUCGACACUAGUCCUGCGAACAGAAUAUCAGCUGAAGAAAUUCGUAGGAAUAGACAAGUUUUUCUAGCCAGAUUUUCUUCCAGUUGUAAAAAAUAAAUAGCACUAAUGCUCCUUCUUAAAAUGCUUUUGUGAUAUUUUGAUAAAAAAUUAUGAUCUCCUACAUGUCUUUUAGAUUACAUUAUGUAAAAUGAAACACAGGUAUUUUAACCAUUCCAAUAGACGGUACCCAGUUACACCUGUACACAUUUAAAUAACAGAAUAAAAUUGUUUAUAUUUUUGAA